AUGGGGCCGCCCACUGCGGACAGUAUUACAUUGAUCAUGGCAUUUCGUUCCGAGGGAUUGCUAGUAGCCCACGAUGCAAUAGCACGGCACUGGGCAGGGAAAAUGCUGGGCAGGUAUCGCAUAGCGGAGAAAAUGUUGUACAUGAUUAUUGCCGUCACAGGAGUUCCCGUGAAUUUACUGGCGAUUGUGAUCCUGACCCGGGGAAAGUGCGGCCUCUCCGUCUGCACCACACGCUACCUGGUGGCCAUGGCAGCGGCCGAUCUACUGACCAUUGUCUCCAUGGUGAUUCUGCAUCGGAUCAAUUAUUAUUACUUCCCAGUAAGUUUCCUACACAUCACCCCUGUGUGCAGUGUGAACGAUGGGCUGACGUUCAUAGCCGCAGACUGUUCCGUCUGGUUCACCGUCACUUUCACCCUAGAUCGGUUUGUCGCCAUUUGCUGCCGGAAGCUGAAAACAACAUAUUGCACCGGGAAAAGUGCGGCUGUGGUUCUGACAACAACCGGCGUUCUGCUCUGUCUGAAAAAUAUUCCUCGCUAUUUCACUGUGGAACCCGUAGUGAUCAUCGGCAAUAUACCCUGGGGCUGUCCUCUGAUAGACAAUUAUUACACUGACCCCGGUUGGGUGGCAUUUGACUGGUUUGAUACAAUUUUAUCUCCGUUCCUUCCUUUCGGUGUAAUUCUGCUGCUCAACACUCUGACAGCCCGGCAUAUUUUAGUGGCCAAUCGGGUCCGGAAGGGGCUGAGGGCGGAGAACAAGGGGGAGAACCGCACUGACCCGGAGCUGGAGAGCAGGAGGAGGUCUGUGGUUUUACUCUUCACGCUCUCCGGCAGCUUCAUCCUCCUGUGGCUGCCGUAUGUUACAGAAUUCGUCUAUUACCAGAUCACAGGAACUGAUCAGAAUCAGUCUGAAAUCGUCUUUCAAAGAGUAGCAUUUUUGCUGAGAACUUUCAACUGCUGCACGAACACAUUUAUUUACGCCGCGACUCAGUCAAUGUUCAGGGAGCAGGUGAAGAGUGCGGUGAAAAAUUCAGUUAUCUCAGUUCUGCAGUUCAUUACUAAAGCCACCCGCUGA
Mobula hypostoma (lesser devil ray) is the source of this 1071-nucleotide messenger RNA. Its product is annotated as probable G-protein coupled receptor 139. The coding region runs from base 1 to 1071 and encodes 356 amino acids. The transcript has 3 exons. Lineage: Eukaryota; Metazoa; Chordata; Chondrichthyes; Myliobatiformes; Myliobatidae. The record is from RefSeq and is a predicted model, not a curated record. Gene Ontology annotation, molecular function: G protein-coupled receptor activity. Gene Ontology annotation, cellular component: plasma membrane. Gene Ontology annotation, biological process: phospholipase C-activating G protein-coupled receptor signaling pathway.